AUGAAUUCUGCUCCCACGACACCUGGUAGAUCCAUUGAAAAUCAAAAUGGAUCUAAAUCAGCUGAAACCGUUGGUACCCAUUUGAGAAGACAUGCCCAUGGAUUAUCUAGUAAAAGAAGAUUGGCACCUAGAGUUAGUUCACCGCUACCGAAAGAUAAUGAUACUACAACUAUCGAUAAGAUGGAUGUCAAUACAAUGUUUGAUACCGACAAGAGCCUGGUUAAAAUGAAUCAUUCACCGAUAAGGAUUGACCUAAGUUCGCCUACUAGACCUGAAGAAUCGGUUGACCGCCCAAUUCCUGAACCUAAAAGAUUAAAACUAGAAUUAGCAUCAGCACCUAACCUCUCACAACCAGAUACUGGUAUCGAAAUGAUUGAAAUGUUGGACCCCAAAAAUAGUCCUCAAAAGGAACAUGAUGAAGAUCCGUUUGAGUUGGAAGAAGCGAUUAGAGAGUCCAAAGAGAAUCAAGAUAGUGUUGCUAAUACACCUAAUAGCAAUGAAAAAAUGAACAGCAUUUUAGACUUGCACAAAUUAACCCCAGUCUACAACGAUGGAGAAAUGGAGGACCAAAACGAUACACCCGGAGAAGACUUAUUCCGAAUAGUAUCCAAGAGAAAUGAGGAUCUCGUAACUCAACUUCAUCAUUUAAACAGAAGCAUCAAUGAAGUGAUAAGCAGCUGUGAUUCUACCGUUGGUAAAUAUAGAAGGCAGAUUGAUAGUUUGAGGCAAGAUUAUGAAUCGAAAUUAGAGGAUAGAAUGAGUGAAAUGGCUUCAGUAAUUCAGGAAUCUAACACUUAUAAGGAAAGAUUCAAUAUUGCUAGGCGUAGGGUUAGUGAAACUAGAGAUGAAAUUAAGAUGAUAAACCAAAACCAAUCGAUUUUAAGGAAUAAAUAUGAAGGGGCAACAGCUGAGUUGGAAGAGUGCAGGAGGAAAUUAAACGAAUUGGAGGAGGAAAAUUCAAAAUUGAAAUCUGAAUCUUCGGAAAAUGGUAUCAAAUUUUCGAGACUAGAGAACAUGUAUCAGGAGGCGCUGCGGCGGACACAGAACUUAGAAACUGCGAAUCAAAAUGUAUUAGACGCACAAGCUGAAUCAGAUAGAAAAUUAGAUGCAUUAAGCCACGAAUUAGAUGACAGAAGUGAAGAAUGUCAAAAGUUAAAAGCUCAAUUGGAAGAAACUUUAGCGGCUCAGGAAGGUGGUAGGGACGAAAAGACAAGACAACUAGAAGAGUUGCUACGUCAUCGAGAAGAAUUAGAGUCACGAAUAUCUACUUUACAGAAAGAAUAUACGCACAGAGAAGAAAAUUUACAAUCGAAGGUACAGAACUUGGAAACAGAACUAAAAUCGAUUAAUCAAAACACGCAUACUCAUGAAUCUAACGAGGCUCAACUAAGACAAGAGCUGGAAUCCAAGGUGCAAGAGUGCCAACAUUGGCAGAAAAAUUACGAAACGGUUAAUGACGAUGUGGAAAUUCUUAGAGCAGAAGUUAAAGAGCUUUAUUCCGACAUUGAUGAGCAUAAAGAACUAAAACACUAUUUAGAAACCUCUAUUGCCCAAUUAGAGGAACAGGUAAAUGGAUGGCGCCAUAAAUAUGAAGAGCAUCGUAAAGAUUACGACAAAGUGCUAUUAGAAUUGGAUAGUAUACAUCUGAAGUACAACAACACAGAGGGUGAGCAUUUAACGGAAUUAGAACAAUUGCACGAUAAUCUAAGUUCUUUGCAAAUAACCCUCAAGAAGGAUUCAGAACUAAUUUCUCAAUUGACUCGUAAAAACGAAACUUUGGAAUUCCAAUUGAAAGAUCUACAAACUCCAUCUGAUGUACCGCAAUUGCACAAAGAAAUAGAAUCGUGGAAGGAGAAAUUUUAUAACAAAGAAGCUGAAUCUAACAGAUCUCUCAAACUGCUGGCAGAAGAUCUCUACAUCCAGUAUUCAUCCAAGCAUGAACAAAAGGUGAAACUACUAAAGAAGGGUUACGAAACCAGAUAUCAGGGCAAACUGGACAAAUUAUCAUUACAAAAUGAAGGCCUUGAACAGGAGGUAGACCAGUUGAAAUCUCAAUUAGCUACAGAACGCAAGGAAAAGCAGAAACUUAUCGGCCUGCUAGAGAAUCAAACUAACGAAGCCACCUAG
This is a messenger RNA of Zygosaccharomyces rouxii, 2127 nucleotides long. RefSeq names its product Slk19p (gene SLK19). Lineage: Eukaryota; Fungi; Ascomycota; Saccharomycetes; Saccharomycetales; Saccharomycetaceae. The transcript has a single exon. Bases 1 to 2127 code for a protein of 708 amino acids. The record is from RefSeq and is a predicted model, not a curated record.